Messenger RNA from Paralichthys olivaceus (Japanese flounder), 7857 nucleotides. The record is from RefSeq and is a predicted model, not a curated record. NCBI's taxonomy places the organism in Eukaryota, Metazoa, Chordata, Actinopteri, Pleuronectiformes, Paralichthyidae.
AUGGAGCAUCCCUCUGACUCUGAGGACCCUGCUCAGCCGCACACUGACGCCGACAUCCCAGGAGUUCUUCACAAUUCACUUGCUGCUGAGCCCAACAACACAGCUGAGGAUGCAGAGGCCUGGGCGGACAACGUCGCCUCGGACAGCAAGAAGUCGUCUCUCUAUGCCACCGCGCCCAGGUCAAAGAGCAAAGAACUCAGCUACUCGGAGUUGGACCUCCGUAAGCCCAGGAGAUUUGCCACCUUUUCCUUUGGUCUGAAAAAGAGGAAGAAGAAGGAUGAAGAGAAUCUCUCUAAGAGCACGUUUGGUCUUCAUAGUCCAGCCAUCGAUGAGCAAGAGGAGACCACCAUGGACCUCAGUCAGAUGGAACUGGAUCAGGCCAACGUGAAGACAAUGUUCAUGUUCUCUCAGCCGGAGCUCGACACCUGCAAAAAGUUCGACAUCCCUUCUCCUCCCCCUGUGGCCACAAACCAGUCGGAGUCAUACUUCACUAUCCCUGACCAAUCAGAGUCAGUCGUCACUGUGAACACCCAGAAAGAAUCUCAGGAGCCUCCGAACGUCUCUGAUCCUUUCGAUGUGAAUGAGGAUUUACCGAAAGCACCAAUAGCUUCCAUUCCUGAGCUCCAGCUAGAUGACAAGAAUAUUUCCGCUCUCGACAUCUCGCCCAGAACUGACGCCAAAUCACCUGCUCCUUUGACGGACGGGAUCUCUGUUGCUGAUACCCAGAAUGCACCGGGCCUCUCAGCCAGUCGGCCUCCGGACACGCCGCACACCUCAGAUCAAAAUGCAGCAGUUACAGAGUCAGUCAGCGAAACCAACGGCCCUUGUGAUAAUGAUGUCCUCCAGCAGUCUCACACAAAAACAGAAGUCUCUCCUCCAGAAUACACCCGAGUUCCAUUAUCACAUCAUCAACCUGAAGCCUCUGACAGUACGACUCAGAGCGCCCACUCCAAAACCGAUGCUACAUUUACAGAGUCGACCCUCGUUCCUCGCACCGACGACUCUGCUCCGAGCACAGAUUCUGCCACCAUCCCUGAAGAAGUCUCGGUUUCUCACACUGAGAGAUCUUCGUUUCCCGAGGCUGCCAAAAGUGUCACCGCAGCCUGGGCUGAUGGCAGCGGGAAGCGUCCCGGUCAGGAUGUGGUUUACGAAGCGCUGUACGAGUCACUUUUCCCUCAGAGUUUCACCUCAGAGGUAAUGUCAUCCCACUCGUAUCCUCCUCCUCCUCCUCCUCUUCAAAUCCACACCGAGAGGAAACACGUCAACACCAAAUUGGAGCCUGUCAUGGUUAAAACCCUGAAUGAAUGUCACACAGAAACUAAUGUUAUCUACUCUCACCUGUCGUCGUCACAUGAUCACAGAUUGGAUGAUGCACAAAGUAGAUAUACCAACACACAUGUCAACCCUAACGACUUUCAAAUGGACGCAAACAUAUAUCGUACUUCCUCUCUCUGCUCGGCUUCGGAACCGGUCGUUAAAGACAUUCCUUAUUCGGAUUUGACCCGUUCUCUUUCACACGUGAGAUCAGACGGCUUCGGCCUCAUCCAUGACACAGUCAGGUCAGUCCCCGUGGUUCAGAACCCUCCCCCACCGGUUUCCGAAUAUGCAUCAUCCCAUGGGGCCGAGAGUCGGGUUACUGACUCUAAACAGAGAGUGAUCCUGGUCAAAGAGUUAGUCACAGAGGAAGUGAGCGCUGACUCCGGCUGUGCCUCUCCUGUCCUGGACAGAAUGAGCGCAAUCAAAAGUCUGAAUCAAGAGAUUUAUCAAGAGAUAACAAUCGAAACACCAGAGUUUUCUUAUGCUGCUUCUGGUUCAGGACCGACGGAGGGGAGCGAAGGGCCUUUGAGCCCAGCCUAUCUGAGUGUGGGAUCCGAUGAUGGCAGUGUCAUGGAGGUGUACUACAGCGCCGAGGAGAACAACGAGGAGGAGAGCGGGGAAGAAGAGAUGUACACGGUGGACGAAAAACCGGAGGUAGACGGUUUAAAAGAGAGGGAAUGGGAAGAAGUCAUAGAGAGAGGGAGAAGCAAGAGAGAUGAGGGAGAAUUCAGGGUGGUGAUAGUUAAAAUGCAGAGCGAGGAAGGCAACGAGGACGACGAUGGAAACAAAGUGGAUCUCAUCAGACCAACUGAAGAGCAGCAACAACCGAGAGGUCACAUGGAGGAGACUCAAGUGCGAGAAAGUGAGACGUCUGACUUAUUUGUAAGCAGUGAUGCAAAGAGGCAGGAGACAGAAGUAUCAACCGCAGCAUUGCCACAGAUUGAGGAGGAGGAGGAGGGUGAGGAGGAGGAGGGUGAGGAGGAGUUACUGGCCACACCGGUUCGGCAGGUGAUGGAAUGCGAGCUGGCUCCACCCUCAAGUGAGCCACCGCAUGUGCAGGGGGAGUGGUCUGAUCGAAACUGGACCAGGGACUUGGAAACAGAAGACCACCUCAACGAAGAGAAGCAGCUCCUGAGCCAGGAGCCACGAUAUCAGGUGUACGAAGACGUCAGGAGUCGUGGGUGUGAACCUGCUGCUCCCAGCAACACGGGGGAGGAAGAUGUGAUCACGUCCACGUGCAGACAGGAACAAGUUUCACCGUGUGAGGACGAGAGAGGAGAGGCUAGCAUAGAAAUCAACAGCAGUGUCAUCGCAGAUCCCUCAGCUGGAGCAGAGGUUCUCACUGGCAUUUCGACGCAAAGCACCGAGCUGCGAUCGAACGCCACAGAGAUAGAGCACAAUAGGGAUCAGCAGAGUAGUGAGUGGGAGGAUACGAUUACAGGGAGCGCGGACAAAAAGAGGACAGUGCAAGAACAGGUGGGAGUCGAGCUGUCAACCCUGACUGAAGACACACACCGGCCUGACAGUGAACCUGAAGGGGCGUUCUCUGAGGGACACGAGCCUCCAUCAGAAGGAGAGCCUGACCUGGAUCCAGGGUCCCCGACGGCUUCGAAGACAGACGCAGCAGCUUCAGAGAGUCCGAAGACAAACGCCGACCAGGACACGUUUGACAAAAUGAGUUCAGGCUACAGCAGCCUGAGCACCAAACUGACCUCAAGGAACUUGUAUCCCCUGGAAGAGGACGAAUCCCAACAGCGUUUCCAUAAAGUGUCUCUGAUUACUGAGGCUGACGGCCGUGGACAGGACAGGGUGGACUCAAUGGAGUCAAAUGGAGGAGACGUCGACUCGGAGUACAUGUGGAAAAAUAGAUUUGAGGGUGUUUCUCAGUAUCGACCAUACAAGGUACAGGAUCUCAUUUUUUCUGACUCUCAGAUUUACACAACUUCUGACACUUAUUCCAGCACCUCCUCCUCCUCCUCCGCUUUCCCCGAGGCUACAGUGUACAAACAUCUAAGCGACACACUCUCCUCCACCGCCUCCUCCCCCGCUCCGGAGGAACGCUUUACUCUGAGCAACAGGCUCAGAGACGAGACCCAGGUCUACCUGAGCCAUGAGAGCGAGUCAGCGGGGGAAGCCAAAGAUGAGUGGAGGAGGAGCGUGGUGGAGCGGGAGGAGCCUGCUGCACCUGCGAGUGAAGGAGAGAGACAGAGAGAGGGAGAGGCAGAGAGAGAGUCACGCUGGGACUCACAACACCUCCCUGUGUCCGGCUUCUCCUCGGCCCUUCACACCAGCCACAUCGACGGUUUCACACAAGACGACGACGAGUCCUCUGAGUUCACCGGAUUGUUUAAAGCCACACUGGUGCAGCUGGACGGCGAACCCACGGCUCCUCUGCCCACUCCCCCCGCCUCCCCUGACACAGACUCCUCCAACCAGCUGGAGAUGGACAACCUGGUGGACACCCUGAAGAACAUGGGACCCUCCUUCAGGCCCAGGUGCACUGGCCUGCGCCCACCUGCCCCGGCCCUGAUGUCCUCGCUGCCUCCCAUUGUCGAGGAUGCUCCCAGCCCCAUCACCCCUGACAUCCCUGCCUCCCUCACCAGCCCCGUGAAAAAGAUGGAAUCCAACGGCACCGAUUCGCUGGAUGGGAUUUUCACUCUGCCUCCCGAUCUGGGACUGAAGAGGCACCCCAGAGACACUCGAUCACCACUGGAGCUGCUGAAGACCCAGCAGGACCAGCAGCCAGGAACACGAGGCCUGAACUUGCCCCUGAGAGCAUCAGCUGCCAACAGUAUUGUUUUAAGAAGAUCCUCUGACUCUUCCCUAGAGGACUUAAAAUCCCCCAUGCUUAAUGGAAAUGGAAUAUCUCCGCCGUCCAACACAGGCUCUCGCCUCGACAACAGUAUCAUCUAUGGAAGCUACAGGUCAUCGACCAUAGAUCAGACAACGGAGAACGAAAAAGCCCAUCGUCCACUCUUCCGCACCAGCUCGCUACCAGACACUGGGCCUUUAAGCGAUCGCCUGAGUAUGGGACAGAAGGACCUCGGUGACCUCGCAGGGUCCCGCUUUGAGCGCUUCUCCUUCCUUGCGAACUCAUCCUCCUCGUCAGGCUCCUUGACCGGAGCAGAAGACUUGAACGGCCGCAUGAGUCGGCCUCCGCCGCCCAGCUUCGGUUCCCCACCCUCCAGUAACAGUCCCACCCGCCUCCUCAGCCCCACGGGCUCCAUAGACCUUCACAGGCCGUUCACCACCACAGACUCUGCCCUAUCCAUGUUUGGCCAGACACAGGGGAUGGGUGUCGGUGCUGGGACAGCUGCCCCCCCCCUCCUGCAGAGGAGCCUCAGCAGCGACGGCACCAUGGGGGUCCAGCAGACGUCACGGUUCAACAACGUGCAUGGAGGGUCUCUGUUCCAGAGCAAAGAACCUGAGCCUGAGAGGAAUCAAGUGUCAAAAUACAGAGCCUUCCCUGAUGCCUAUCUCACAAAGGAGAAGGAGCACGGGAAGCUCAACCCUCGUCCUGGAAAGAUGUAUAUUUUUGACCGACCGGGGAUGUGCGGCCAGAGGAUCGAGGUGCGCAGUGAUGUCAUCGACGCUACGUCCUGGGAUCUGCAGGAGAUCAUCUCCAUCAGGGUCGUCAGAGGAGGAUGGGUGAUGUACGAGAAACCCAACUUCAAAGGGGACAAACUUGCCCUGGACGAGGGCGACAUCGAGCUCUCCAGCCCCUUCAGCCCCCCCGAGGAGCAGCUGCAGAACGGACAGAAGGAGGAGGAGGGGGGCAAGGAGCAGAACGGAGAAACGAGUGAUGAGCCGACGGAGAGCACGCCGGCAAGGAGGUUCAUCAUCGGAUCUCUGCGACGAGCCGUCAGGGAUUACAGCGUCCCAGAAAUCAGUCUUUUCCCGGAGGAAAACGCAGAGGGGAAGAAAGUCAUCUUCAGAGACACCUCUGAUGAUGCCAGGAUUUUUGGCUUCCCCAUUAAGGCCAACUCUAUCAUCAUUAAUGCUGGACUAUGGCUUGUGUACGCGCAGCCCUUCUUCCAGGGCGUACCACGUGUCCUGGAGGUGGGGGGUUACUCCAACCCGGCAGCCUGGGGCGUAGAACAUCCUUACGUGGGAUCCUUGCACCCGCUCAAAGUAGGAGAACCAAGAGUGGAAAAUCUGAGCGAACCAAAGUUGAUGAUCUUCGAAAAGCCGUACUUCUGUGGGAAGUCGAGGACGAUAAACAGCAACAUGAGAGACUUCAUGACCAGAGUAGACAGGCAGCAGACAGCCUUCAUGUACAGUGUGGGCUCCCUCAAAGUGCAGGGAGGAAUCUGGGUGGGCUAUGAGAAGGACGGUUUCCGAGGCCACCAGUACCUGCUGGAGGAGGGGGAGUACCAGGACUGGAGGGUGUGGGGAGGCCGCGAUGCCGAGCUGCGCUCCGUGAGGGUGAUACAAGCAGACCUGACUGAACCCAUGAUGGUGAUGUUUGAGCAGCCAGAGGAGGAACAGGAGAACAUGCAGGAGGAGAGCACCUUCGAGGUGACGGAGGCCAUUCCUGACGUCGAGCUGUUCGGCUACAAAACGUCCACGCGCUCCAUCCACGUACUCAGCGGGGCAUGGGUCGCCUACUCCCACGUGGACUACUCCGGUGACCAGUACAUCUUAGAGAAAGGUUUCUACAACAACAGCGCUGACUGGGGCUCUGAGGACACUCGCAUCUGCUCAGUGCAGCCCAUCCUCCUGGCUCCGAGUGACAACUCAAGGACCCGGAACCAGCUCGUUCUAUACUCUGAGCCAGAUUUCCAGGGCAAGUGUGACGUCUUUGACCGCAACCAGGAAGCGCUGUCAGAAAAAUUCCUGACCAAGUCGUGCCGAGUGGCCGGUGGAAGCUGGGUGCUCUAUGAGAACGAAAAGCACUCUGGGAACUUGUACGUCUUACAUGAAGGAGAUUACCCCAAUUUAAUCAGCAUGGGCUGUCCCCCCAGCUGCAGCAUCCGCUCUGUCAAGGUCGUGCCGACGACGUUCUCGGUUCCCUCCCUCUCUCUGUUUGGCCUCGAGUGUCUGGAGGGCAGAGAGAUCACCACGGAGACGGAGAUCAUCAGCAUGGCUGGCGAGGGCUUCAACAACCACAUCCUGUCGGUCAGGGUCAACAGUGGCAGUUGGGUGUUAUAUGAACACAGCCACUACAGGGGGCGCCAGUUCCUCCUGGAGCCCAUCGAAAUCACCAACUGGCCAAAGUUUAGCUCGCUGUGUACGAUUGGCUCAGUGUAUCCAGUCAGACAGAAGCGUCAGUUUUUCCGCAUCAAGAACGCAGAGAGCGGCCACCCCAUGUCCGUCCAGGGUGGCGUGGAGGAGAUGAAGUCAGGACGUGUGGUGGUGACGGCAGAGGUGGAGCCGAUGACUGACAUCUGGUUCUAUCAGGACGGAUUCAUAAAGAAUAAGCUGUCCAAGACCAUGAGUCUCCAGGUGAUGGGCAAUAUAGAGCCGGCAGCCAAGGUGGUUUUGUGGUCAGAGACCCGGCAGCCGAUCCAGACCUGGGUGACCCAGAUGAGAGGCCUCAUCACCAACCUCACUUUCCCCGGCAUGGUCAUGGAUGUUAAAGGUGGAAAAACGUACGACAAGGACCAUGUGGUGAUCAUGCCAGAGAAUGACGAGAGGCCGAGCCAGCAGUGGGAGAUAGAGCUGCUAUAAUAAACCAUUUUCCUCUUUGCUCCGUUAAGCAGUGCAUCAACAGUGCCUUUCCUUUUAGCUGCAAAAUAUUCCCUUAACAUUUUGCGCAGUGGGAACCGGCUGCUGUCACUGUCCAUUUAUUUAGGUGCCUGUAUUUUUGUCUGAACUCCCAUGAUCCAUGUAACAAGUGUAAACACAAACAAUACGAGGCCGGAGUUCUGAUGAAUCCACUUUCUCCGAGUCAGAUCAACAAACAAAAAGACGUGUCAGUGUCUUAUCGACCUGCUGCGGCGAUUCGUGUCAUCCGGAGUCAAAAAGCAAAAAUUGAAUGUAUUUUUCAGGAUGUACUGAGCUGCUGCUGCACAAACUGAGCACGGACUCACCAACUCUCUUGUAUCCAGAGAUCAAGAGCACAGUUUGACCUCCACGACUUUGACCUUUAAUUUGUAUAUUCAAACCUGUAGAAUGUCCCUGUUCAUAUGUCCCCAGACUCACUCUAAUGUCCUUCAUAACUGUGUUUACAAUGUAGAAGAAGCAGGUUUUAAUAACGUUAUCUUACUUCUGAUACUUUCUACAGACGCCAAAAGGAUGUGUAACAUGCAAGAAAUGCAUGAUCCGCUUUUAAAGGUUAUUUUUAUAUACUGUACAUGUAUCUCUGAUUGUUUUGUGGGAAGUGUUGCAGUUACGUAUGUAUACAGACAGAAUAUCACAUUGUCAGUGCGACUAAAUGGGUUUUAUGUGUUUAUUUUCUGUCCAGUUUCUCUGUUUUCUUGUUUUUAUUCUCUUUUUGUUAUCAGCUGUUAAUAUUUGAUACUAAAGAUAUAAUGUGAAAUGUGAUGUUGGGGAUUGGUUUAAAAUAUUGAAAACAAAAAUAAACAAAUUAAAAACAAA